Messenger RNA from Morus notabilis, 2567 nucleotides. RefSeq names its product probable polyamine oxidase 5. The record is from RefSeq and is a predicted model, not a curated record. NCBI's taxonomy places the organism in Eukaryota, Viridiplantae, Streptophyta, Magnoliopsida, Rosales, Moraceae. Gene Ontology annotation, molecular function: polyamine oxidase activity. The transcript has a single exon. The coding region runs from base 432 to 2117 and encodes 561 amino acids.
AACACUAAUAGCAAAAAAAAUCCUCUCCUCUUUUGGCCUUUGCUCAACUUAUUUAGCUCCAAUGCUAACCUUCAAUCUUCUUUUUUAAGCUUUAAGAGAUCUUGACAUUAACAUAAUAAGAGAGAAAAUGGGGAAAAAAAAAAAAAAGUCUUUUGGAUUUGGGUUGUGAGAGCAAUUCAAAAGUAGACCCCUGUCUUUAUUAGACAAAUUAUUAUUUUUUAUUUUUAAACAAUUCAGGCUUUGAAAAAAAAAAAUCUAUAAUAAUACGCAUAGACCCUCUUAUAAAUUCCUCAUCACUUACUCAAAAAUCUCACCUCAAAAGUCCACUCUCUCUUUACUACUCCUGCUACUGCCACUUCUUCUACUGCUGCUACUACUACUAAUACUCUGUUUUCUUCCUUUCUUUUUGUCUCUCAAUAAAUCUGGUUAUAAUGGUGGCGAAGAAGCCGAGAAUCGUGAUAAUCGGAGCUGGAAUGGCGGGGCUGACGGCGGCGAACAAGCUCCACACUUCCUGUUCUCCGGCGGCGGCGUUCGAGCUCGUGGUGGUGGAGGGAGGAUCUCGGAUCGGCGGCAGGAUAAACACGUCGGAGUUCGGCGGCGACAGGAUCGAGAUGGGCGCCACGUGGAUCCACGGCAUUGGCGGGAGCCCGGUCCACGAAAUCGCCCGUGAAAUCCACGCGCUGAGCUCCGACCAGCCGUGGGAGUGCAUGGACGGCUCGUCGGAGGACCCGGCCCGGUUCACCACCGUCGCCGAGGGCGGCUUCGAGCUCGACCGGUCCCUCGUCGAACCGGUCUCCACACUCUUCAAGUCCCUCAUGGACUACGCCCAGAAGAAAACGGUCGACCACAAUGACUACUAUAAAAUUGCUUGCAAGUCUUCAAACGUUUUUCCCUCCACUAAUGGCAGUCUCAGCGUCGGUUCUUUUCUGAGAAAAGGACUCGAGUUGUAUUGGGGUUCGAAAGAAAAAGAAGAAGAGGAGGUUUUGGGGUACGGGAAUUGGAACAGAAAGUCGUUAGAAGAAGGGGUUUUUCGAGUCCAUGAAAACACCCAGAGAACUUACACUUCCGCCGGUGAUUUGUUCACUUUGGACUACGUCACCGAGAGCGAAUACCGUAUGUGCUCAGGUGAGGAGAUCACCAUAGCAAAAGGGUAUUUGAGUAUAAUUGAGUAUCUGGCUUCUGCUCUACCACCUGGCUUGGUUCAGCUUGGGAAAAAGGUCAAGCAAAUUGAGUGGCAGAUUGAGAAGAAUGGCUUGGAAAAUGGCUAUGGAAGCAGUGAUAACGAUAGUGAAUAUAAUGAUAGUAAUAGGCCUGUGAAGAUACACUUCUGUGAUGGGUCUACUAUGGUGGCUGAUCAUGUUAUUGUGACGGUUUCAUUGGGUGUGCUUAAAGCCGGUGUCCAAGAGAGCGGAAAUAUGUUCAAUCCUCCUUUGCCUUGUUUCAAGACUGAGGCGAUACAAAGGCUUGGUUUUGGUGUUGUCAACAAGUUAUUUGUGCAGCUCAACAACAACAACAACAACAACAACAAGAGCAAGAACGACUUUCCAUUUCUACAAAUGGUGUUUCGCAAGGCGGAUUCGGAGCUUAGGGAAGAGAAGGUGCCGUGGUGGAUGAGGAAGACUGCUUCUAUGUUCCCAAUUUAUGAGAAUUCCAAUGUGCUCUUGUCUUGGUUUGCCGGCAAGGAGGCUCUUGAGCUUGAGUCAUUGAGGGAUGAGGAGAUCAUAGGCGGCGUUUCGGCGACGAUUUCUAGCUUCUUGGCCAAACCCCACGACAAGUUGUUGUGCAAUGGGAAUGGGAGUUUGGAGGAGGAGGAGAAGAACAAGUGGUAUGAAGUGAAAGUGAAAAAGGUUUUGAAGAGCCAAUGGGGAAAUGAUCCUCUCUUCUUGGGGUCUUAUAGUUAUGUUGCGGUCGGGUCGAGUGGAGAUGAUUUGGACAGAAUGGCUGAGCCAUUGCCGAGAAUUGGAAGCCAUGAAUCUGCUAAUUCACCUCCACUUCAGCUUCUGUUUGCUGGGGAAGCAACACACAGAACACAUUAUUCCACCACUCAUGGAGCUUACUUUAGUGGUCUUAGAGAAGCCAACAGACUUCUCCAACAUUAUCACUGUGUCGGGGUUUAAUGAAUUUUAGGCCUUUUUUGCUUUUUUUUUUUGGAACAUUUAUUGCUAUGAUAUUAUUUUCAUUUCCAUCUACAAUUUCUUUGUGUCUUUCUCUCUGUGAAGCUGGUGAGAGUGAGGGGAAAAAGAAAAAAGAAGUAAAAUUAGGAUGAGACACAGAAAUUGGGGACAUUUUUAGGUGUAUUUUCAUGCUGAACUAAAACAAGUAUCCUUCUUUAAAAAAUAUAUAUAUUGCCCCCUUUCUCUUUGUAUGUGAGUAGUGGUAUAGUUUUCUUUUCUGAUUGAAAUCUUAUUAUUAAUCAUCAAGCCAAAAAAACACGCUAGUGAUUGUGUUUUUUUGACAUUGGACUGUUUCAAAGUUUAGGAAGUACAAACAAACCCAAGUAAGCUUUGGAUACCACCCACCCUCUCUCUCUCUCUCUCUCUCUACCAGGUGUUCUUGUUUUGGUUUUG